AUGGUUGAAGAUUCCAGAGUUAGAGACGCCCUCAAAGGUGGUGAUCAGAAGGCAUUACCGGCCUCUUUGGUUCCUCAAGCACCUCCAGUCUUGACAUCAAAGGACAAGAUUACUAAGAGAAUGAUUGUGGUGUUGGCCAUGGCAUCUCUGGAGACACACAAGAUAUCGUCCAAUGGGCCUGGUGGUGACAAAUAUGUUCUUUUGAACUGUGAUGACCAUCAAGGUUUAUUGAAAAAAAUGGGUAGAGACAUUAGUGAAGCAAGACCAGAUAUUACCCACCAAUGUCUUUUGACGUUGCUAGAUUCUCCAAUCAACAAAGCUGGGAAAUUGCAGGUCUACAUUCAAACAAGUCGAGGCAUUCUAAUUGAGGUUAACCCUACUGUUCGUAUACCAAGAACUUUCAAAAGAUUUUCAGGCUUAAUGGUUCAGUUACUACAUAAGCUUUCUAUCAGAUCCGUAAAUUCUGAAGAAAAGUUACUUAAAGUCAUUAAGAAUCCAAUUACCGAUCAUCUCCCUACUAAGUGCCGUAAAGUGACAUUAUCCUUUGACGCACCGGUUAUCCGUGUUCAAGAUCACAUCGAAGAACUAGACGAUGAUGAAAGUAUAUGUGUUUUUGUCGGUGCCAUGGCAAGGGGUAAAGAUAACUUUGCGGAUGAAUACGUCGACGAAAAAGUUGGCCUGUCCAAUUACCCAUUGUCUGCCUCAGUUGCAUGUUCUAAGUUUUGCCACGGCGCAGAAGAUGCUUGGAAUAUUUUAUAG
Messenger RNA from Saccharomyces paradoxus, 759 nucleotides. RefSeq names its product 18S rRNA pseudouridine methyltransferase (gene EMG1). Lineage: Eukaryota; Fungi; Ascomycota; Saccharomycetes; Saccharomycetales; Saccharomycetaceae. Gene Ontology annotation, molecular function: rRNA binding; rRNA (pseudouridine) methyltransferase activity. Gene Ontology annotation, biological process: rRNA base methylation. The record is from RefSeq and is a predicted model, not a curated record. Gene Ontology annotation, cellular component: nucleolus; small-subunit processome. Bases 1 to 759 code for a protein of 252 amino acids. The transcript has a single exon.